Messenger RNA from Mesocestoides corti, 636 nucleotides. The record is from the annotation of a GenBank genome assembly. NCBI's taxonomy places the organism in Eukaryota, Metazoa, Platyhelminthes, Cestoda, Cyclophyllidea, Mesocestoididae.
AUGCUUACAGAUCGCCAGUCGUCUCAGGCCGCUCCCGCCAGUACGCUGUCAAUUGACAGCCUCACCUUCAGUAUCUCGGAGUUCUCCUAUGAUCCGGAGGAUGGCAUAAAGUUCGAGUCCUGGUAUCGGCGUUACGAAGACCUGUUCCGGGUCGACCUCGCGUCCCAGGACGACGUGUGGAAGGUCAAACUCCUAACUUGCAAGCUGAGUCCAGCAGAACUGAAGAGAUACACAUACGCGAUCCUCCCCAAGUCCUCGGUCAACUUCAAUUUUGUAGAAACAGUUCAAAAUCUCAAGCGGAUGUUUGGAGAACGCGCCUCCUUGUUCAGUGCCCGGUACCGGUGCCUCAAACUCGCAAUAGGAGAGUUUGACGACAUCCUUUACCAUCUUGCAGUGGUCAGUCGAGAGUGCAAGAAAAGUCAUUUCAAAUUAAUGACUGAUGACCAGCUCAAAAACUUCAUUCUCAUUUGCAGUCUUCAAAUGCCUACGAACGCGGCUGCAACACCGGAUCAAUACCUACACUGGAGCAGCGUGCUGCAUGACUCCACGAUGGUCCAAGCUGGAGGCCGCAGUGCUACAGAAGUUAAUGCGGUCCAGCGUUUCCACAAACCACCUGCCACUUCUAGGCCCUCCUAG